AUGCCGCGGUCGAUCGGCUCGCCGCUCUUCCGCUCGCGCUUGCUCCCUCUCUUCAGCUUCACCUGCGGCAGAAACGCCCCGGUGACGGACUGGAAGUCGAUCAAAAGCCCCCACCGCGCCAGCCGCGCGACGACGUCGGCGUCGCCGGCGCAUCUCGUGCACACCAUGAACACCCUCACGUCACACCGCCCCGCGUCUCGCGACACCCUGAACUCCCCCGGGCCGUCCACGCACCGCGCGCACGCGUUGGUUCUGUAUAACCGCCGCCACGGGUACUUCGUCGUGCUGUCCUCCCCGCGCGGUCGCCUGGGGAGUCGCCACCCCUUCGCCCUGCACCGCGCCUCGAAACUCCGUUCGGUGAGCUCGCACCACGUCUUGGAGCAGCGCGCGGCGCGCAUAGCGUCCGACGCCGGGAGCACGGCGAUGAUGGCGCUCACGACGUCGUCGUUCGCUUCGCCGAGGUCUACGCCGUCCGCCAUCGCGCGUCACGGCGCGUGCGGGGGCGCUCGCGUCUGUGAACGUGGUCUGUCGAGAUUCAAACUAGAGAAUGCCUAG
Molecule: messenger RNA, 555 nt
Organism: Micromonas pusilla CCMP1545
Lineage: Eukaryota; Viridiplantae; Chlorophyta; Mamiellophyceae; Mamiellales; Mamiellaceae
Exons: 1
Coding region: 1-555 (184 amino acids)
Source: RefSeq, a predicted model, not a curated record